Molecule: messenger RNA, 351 nt
Organism: Prorocentrum cordatum
Lineage: Eukaryota; Dinophyceae; Prorocentrales; Prorocentraceae
Source: the annotation of a GenBank genome assembly
AUGUUUCAGGCUGUUGAGGCGGCUCUCGCCGAGCAGGGGAAGGGGAAGGUGGCGCGCCCUGAGCCGGACGGGAUCAGCUCUGCCCUCACGCGAUGCCCAACGGAAGAGCUGCUCGCCUUCUCCGUCGGCGACGGCCAGGACGCCAACGCGCACGAGACGAGCUGGGGCGCCAACGCGCACGAGAAGAGCUGGGGCGCCACCGCGCUGCCGAAGAACGGCGACGAACCGGCGCUCCUCGAGGCGGCGUCCCUCGCCGACCCGCGUCCCCGCCCCCCCAGGCGCCUCAGGUCCGAGGUGUACUGGGAGCAGAAGGCCGCCGUCGCCGCCAGGUGGCCCGCACGUUCGCCUUAG